UUGAAUUCUUCUUAACAGUUACAACUUCUGGACACGCAAUCUUCAACUUGCUUUUCUAAAACCCUUUCUUUCUCUCUUUUUCUUCUUCCUCAUCUCUCAACAGCCAAACAAGGUCAUUUUCCAGAAUGUAUCCUCGAAAAUAUCGCAAUUUUUGGAAUUAACCCAACAAAGAUACGUGCUUUCUGUCCUUUUGUGUUGCUUUAUGUUUUGAUUUGUAUGAUGUUUUGUUGAUCACUGAAUUGUUGGGUCACUUUAACCAAUGCCUGUUGAUUUUAACUUGGACUACCUGUUAUAUAAAUGGUCAAGAAACUUGGAUCAUUAAAUCAAAAUGCUGCAUUUUUAGUUUUCUGAUCUUGGUUGCAAUUAUUACUAUAAAUCUUAAAUUGGGGUAUCAAAAUCUGAAGUUGGUAAUAAAUAUUUGAAAAGAGAUAUAAACUGUGUAUAUUUCUACUUAGUUUGUUGCAAGAAAAAUGGUGGGAACUUCUGAAAUUGAGAAUAAUCAUGGGUUUGCAAAUGGUGUGUGUGUUAAUGGAGCAAUAUUAGAGGAGAAACUAGAUGAACUUCGACGACAUUUUGGUAAAGCAGAGGGUGAUCCUUUGAGGAUUGUUGGGGUUGGGGCAGGUGCUUGGGGUAGUGUAUUUCUAGCAUUGUUGCAAGAUAGUUAUGGUCAUCUUAGAGAUAAGGUUUUAAUUAGGAUAUGGAGGAGACCUGGCAGACAAGUUGACCGAGCGACGGCUGAACACUUGUUUGAGGUGAUUAAUUCAAGAGAAGAUGUGUUGAGGAGGCUAAUUAGGAGAUGUGCAUACUUGAAGUAUGUAGAAGCGCGAUUAGGUGAUCGGACAUUGUAUGCUGAUGAGAUUUUGAAAGAUGGGUUUUGUUUGAAUAUGAUUGAUACACCUUUAUGCCCUUUGAAAGUUGUUACAAACUUGCAAGAAGCUGUUUGGGAUGCUGAUAUUGUAGUGAAUGGCUUGCCAUCUACGGAGACUAGAGAGGUGUUUGAGGAGAUUAGUCGGUAUUGGAAGGAAAGGAUUAGUACACCCGUUAUUAUAUCUCUGGCAAAGGGUAUAGAGGCUGAAUUGGAGCCGGUGCCUCGCAUUGUGACUCCUACUCAGAUGAUUCACCAAGCUUCUGGAGUGCCCAUGGAAAAUAUUCUUUAUCUUGGAGGACCAAAUAUUGCAGCAGAGAUCUAUAACAAAGAGUAUGCUAAUGCUAGAAUUUGUGGAGCUGAGAAGUGGAGGAAGCCUCUAGCAAAAUUUCUAAGACAGCCACAUUUCAUUGUUUGGGAUAAUGGUGACCUCGUCACACAUGAAGUAAUGGGAGGUUUGAAGAAUGUCUAUGCCAUUGGGGCUGGAAUGGUAGCAGCUCUAACAAAUGAAAGUGCCACCAGUAAAUCUGUAUAUUUUGCACAUUGCACAUCAGAAAUGAUUUUUAUCACGCAUCUUUUAGCAGAAGAACCGGAGAGACUUGCCGGUCCAUUGCUAGCAGAUACGUAUGUUACCCUCUUGAAAGGUCGUAAUGCUUGGUACGGUCAAAUGUUGGCAAAGGGUGCCCUGAGUCUUGAUAUGGGUGACAGCAUCAAGGGAAAGGGUAUGAUACAGGGUGUUUCUGCAGUGAAAGCAUUUUAUGAACUACUUGGUCAAUCCUCCAUCAGUGUGUUGCAUCCUCAAGAAAAUAAACCUGUUGCUCCAGUUGAACUAUGUCCAAUCUUGAAGACACUUUAUAGCAUACUUAUAACUAGGGACUUCCCAUCCCAGGCUAUACUUCAAGCGUUGAGAGAUGAGACUAUGCAUGAUCCCCGAGAACGAAUUGAGAUAGCUCAAUCACAUGCGUUUUACAUACCUUCACUUCUCGGGCAGUAACAAUAGCUUUGGAGUAUAUCUUAUGGCUCAUUUGAUAAAUCUGCGAUGAUCACGUCAGGUGGAUCUGUAGCGCGUGCUAUCGGAGGGAUUGUCUGAUUUAAGUUUAGCCUUUAGGGGUGGCUAAAUGCUUGUAUACAAUCACUUAGUUGAUUGGUUUGAACAACUGAGAAAUGUGUGAUUUAUGUAUUUAGUUACCAUUAGAUUGAUGAGUUUGUUUUUCCAGACUUUUAGUGUCAAUACAACUUUUGUAGUAUUUUUCAGUUGAUAUUUCUCAACUUUUCACAAUUCUAUUAUCAUUAAAUAUGGUUACUAUGAGUAGUAAUAUCAAAGGGAC
This is a messenger RNA of Amaranthus tricolor (Joseph's coat), 2193 nucleotides long. RefSeq names its product probable glycerol-3-phosphate dehydrogenase [NAD(+)] 1, cytosolic. Gene Ontology annotation, cellular component: cytosol; glycerol-3-phosphate dehydrogenase (FAD) complex. The record is from RefSeq and is a predicted model, not a curated record. The transcript has 5 exons. Gene Ontology annotation, molecular function: NAD binding; glycerol-3-phosphate dehydrogenase [NAD(P)+] activity. The coding region runs from base 471 to 1859 and encodes 462 amino acids. Gene Ontology annotation, biological process: glycerol-3-phosphate catabolic process; carbohydrate metabolic process. NCBI's taxonomy places the organism in Eukaryota, Viridiplantae, Streptophyta, Magnoliopsida, Caryophyllales, Amaranthaceae.